AUCUGUCACUUGUCACUGUCAAGUCGCUCGUCAAUACAGCUACCGAACCGAUGUCAAAUCGAAUAUAUUAUAUUAAUUUCCAUUUCUGAAUUCUGAUUUAUCAGAUCAAAGUUUCUAUAAAACCAGAUAAAGUAAAGCUUAUAUCAAGUUACAUUUAAGGAUACCACUUUCUGAUAAUGUGUCAGUACGAUUUAUAAGUUAGAAUGUCGUUAGAACAAACUGCAUGUGAUGCCGUUCUUACAGACUUAAAGGCAUUUGAGAGGCGGCUUACUGAAGUCAUAGCAUGCUUGCAGCCUGCUACCACUAGAUGGAGAAUUGUAUUAGCAGCGGUGUCACUAUGUACUGCGAUUGCGGCGUGGCACUGGCUCACGGACCCCCUCACUCCAGUGGUGUCACUCACACAAUCGCUGUGGAAUCACCCAUUUUUCGCUGUCACUUCUACUCUGCUGGUGUUGUUAUUCAUGAUGGGAGUACAUAGGAAAGUGAUCGCACCCAGUAUUAUAACAGCAAGGACUCGCUCAGUGCUCAAUGACUUCAACAUGUCAUGCGAUGAAACAGGAAAACUGAUCCUCAAACCUCGGCCCGCAAACAACAUGACCUGUCUUAGUCACUAGUUCCAUUAAGUUCCAAUUGUUUUCUAUCCUAUUCAUUAAGGUUAUAAAAUAAAACAAUUUAUGAGAUACUA
Molecule: messenger RNA, 685 nt
Organism: Colias croceus (clouded yellow)
Lineage: Eukaryota; Metazoa; Arthropoda; Insecta; Lepidoptera; Pieridae
Gene: Cnep1r2
Product: nuclear envelope phosphatase-regulatory subunit 1 homolog
Exons: 4
Coding region: 204-614 (136 amino acids)
Cellular component (GO): cytoplasm; Nem1-Spo7 phosphatase complex
Source: RefSeq, a predicted model, not a curated record